GGAACAGUGUGUUUGUAAAGGUGACCUGUUUAAUAUGACUCGCUUUGACUUUACAAUGACACCUAGCUGUGUAUUGAUGUUGGACAGAAGAUAGAUAUAAACAUGCCAGAAAUACACACAGGAGGACGCACACCGUGUGUGGGAAUGUUAACGGAAAGAUUACUGCUGCGCAAAGUCAAAGGCAGCUGUUGACAUAGACGCAGCGCACCUAGCUCAGUGUCGGGUAACUGGUGGUUUAUUUUUAUACUCCCUUUUCAGUAUAGUUGCGUAAAUGGCAGUAACAUUAACACCGCUGCUCUCCUCCCGCCGGUGCCGGUGCGCUUCUCGUAACCUGUCUACCUUCCCAGAAGAUCAUGGCUAGAGGAGGCUGCAAGAGUGUCUUCCUCUCGGUGUUUGACUACAAAACGGAGAAGUAUGUCAUCGCCAAUAAUAAAAAAGUCGGCGUGUUGUUCCGCUUAUUCCAGCUGGGAGUGCUUGUAUAUAUAAUCGGCUGGGUUUUCCUGAUAAAGAAAGGCUAUCAGGAAAGAGAGGAGUCCAUCCAGAGCAGCGUGAUUAGCAAGCUCAAGGGGAUAAAUCUCAUCAAUACAACGCAGAAUAUAUCCCGUGUAUGGGGGCCUGAAGAUUACGUCAUUCCUCCACAGGGUGAAGGAGUUUUCUUUAUUGUUACAAAUUUCAUCGAGACGCCCAAUCAGAGGCUGGGGUACUGUGCAGAGAGCACGAAGGUUGUAGAUGCUUUGUGUGAGGAUGAUGGAGACUGUAUAGAGGAGGCUGCGGUGAGAGCGAGUCACGGAAUAAUGAGUGGCCGGUGCCUGAACUCAACAGGCACCUGUGAGAUUUAUGGCUGGUGUCCAGUCGAGGCCAACCAUAAAUCAAUGGAUGCCACCCUAAUGGGUGCUGUGAACUUCACUGUCUACAUAAAGAAUUUCAUCAGGUUUCCUCAUUUUAACUUUUCGAAAUCAAAUGUCUUGGAUACAAAAAAUGAAACUUACUUGAAGAGCUGUUUCUACGACAAGAUCGCCAACCCGUACUGCCCCAUCUUCCGGCUAGGAGAUAUUGUUGCAUGGUCGGGAAAUGAUUUUAACAGGAUGGCUGUGAAGGGGGGGUCAAUCGCAAUUAUGAUUGAAUGGAACUGUGAUCUUGAUAAAGACAUAUGUAAUCCGGAGUACAGCUUCACUCGGCUAGACCACUCAGUCAACUCCAUCACAACUGGCUAUAACUUCAGGUAUGCUCAUUAUUACAACGACGAGGCAGGACAGACUUAUCGUACCCUCUAUAAAGUGUGUGGGAUUCGAUUUGACAUCAUAGUUAAUGGAGAGGCUGGAAAGUUUAAUAUAAUCCCCACUGUAGUUAAUAUCGGCUCUGGAUUGGCUGUGAUGGGUGCAGGAGUUUUCAUCUGUGACUUGGUGCUGUUAUAUAUGAUGAAGAAGAGCACAUUAUACAGAGAGAGAAAAUUUGAAUCCGUUAUGCAGUAUGACUCUCCUAAAUGGAACCAUACAAAUAAAAAGAACUUGGCAAGGGAAGUCGUGCUGGAAAUGAACUGAGUUUUGAAUCCUGUGAUAUCACCGGGCAGGAUGAAUCAGGUUGGAGGUUCCCUUUUUGCUUCCACCAGGAAAAUGGAGCCAUUUACAGGAAAAAACCCUAUGGGACACAAUGUCACAGACUCCUCCUCAGCAAUUUGAGUUACUCAUCAUGGAUGCUGAAUGUGCUCUGAAAAUAUGAGUCCAAAAGAAUAGCACCUUAUCUAUUUUAAAGAAAAAUGUUUUAAUGUAAAUUUUUAUGCUGAACUUUGUCUUUUGUAAAGUUGUUAUGUCACAUAGAACAGACCAACAGAAUGUCUGUUAUUCAGGCCAGUUCGGCUGUGAAAUGUCAGUGUUAUUUUUUUUUACAAUACAAUGCUAGACCCAAGGUGAUUACACAUUUCCAUGGGUGAAGUGUAUUGCUGUGUUUAAAUUCCUGGAUGAGCAACCUCUUCCUAUUCAUUAAUACUCUGUGGCUCUACUGUUACUGUCCAGUGUUAGCUUGCACUCAGAAUGCAAAUGAUUCCAGUCAAAGUUAAAAGGUUGUCAGGAGGUGACUCUUCAGACAACAAAGUUAAAUGGAUGUCUGAAGAUUAUUUUGCUAGUUGGUAGCAAAAUAAUCUUUAAAUGAAUUUGAAAUUUUAUUAUGUACAUAUACUGACAAGUUGUGUUAUAUUUGUGACUUGAAUUGCUGUAAUAAAAAAGAUCUUACCAAACAAAAAGUUUGUCUUUUGAUUCUCACAGACUAUGUAGUUGUCAGAAUCUUAAAUAGCUGAAAUGAAUCCAUGCUCCAUUACAUAAAUAGCUAAUGUAUAGUGAGAACCAUUGCACAAAAAAGGUACUUCCAUAAAAGCCACACAAUUCAUGGUGUGCUUGAGGAAACAGUGUAUUGGUUAUUAGAUAAAUUCAAGAUUAAAAUUUUGUAACAAGUCUGGACCACAGUUUCUCAAUUUUCUUCUUUAAUAUUCCCUGACUGGCAGUGUUGCCUCACACGUCUGGGGCCAGGGUUCGAGUCUCUGCCAUGGCUCCUUGUGUGUGGAGUUUGCAUGCUCUCCCUGUGUUAUCAUGGAGUUUCCUCCAGGUACUCCAGUUUCUACCCAUAGUCCAAAAACAUGCUCAAGUGAAUUGGAGUUACCAAAUUAUCCGUAGGUGUGCAGGUAUAAGUGGGUCCUGUGAUGGUUUGGUGCCCCAUCCUAGAUUAUUCACUACCUUGCACCUGUAGCUUCCGGGAUAAGCUCCAGACCCCCCACAACCCUCCCUAGGACAAGCAGAUACAGAAGAUGGAUGGAGAUUCCCUUGCUUGCACUUCCACCCAGCCAUAUAAACCAUUUGAAAUGGCCUCGGCACAUCUGCGGCCCUUGAGCAAGGCCCUUAACCCCCAGCUCCCUGGUUGCUGCUGUGGGUGGCUGCCCUUCGCAGCCAGCUUGCUCUCACCUACAGAGAGUAAGUUGGGGGAGGUGUAAAGAGAAUUUCCCCACAAGGAUCAAUAAAGUAUUUCUUAUUAUUAUUAAAUAUCAGGUGGGAAUGAAUCCUAACUGAAACAGCAUUUGAU
Paramormyrops kingsleyae is the source of this 3069-nucleotide messenger RNA. RefSeq names its product purinergic receptor P2X, ligand-gated ion channel, 5 (gene p2rx5). Gene Ontology annotation, molecular function: purinergic nucleotide receptor activity; extracellularly ATP-gated monoatomic cation channel activity. Gene Ontology annotation, cellular component: plasma membrane. Gene Ontology annotation, biological process: calcium ion transmembrane transport; response to ATP. The record is from RefSeq and is a predicted model, not a curated record. NCBI's taxonomy places the organism in Eukaryota, Metazoa, Chordata, Actinopteri, Osteoglossiformes, Mormyridae.